This is a messenger RNA of Oryzias latipes (Japanese medaka), 865 nucleotides long. RefSeq lists its product as uncharacterized. Gene Ontology annotation, molecular function: nucleic acid binding; zinc ion binding. NCBI's taxonomy places the organism in Eukaryota, Metazoa, Chordata, Actinopteri, Beloniformes, Adrianichthyidae. The record is from RefSeq and is a predicted model, not a curated record. Gene Ontology annotation, biological process: DNA integration.
GGCAAUCCCCUGAAAUUUUUUUUUGUGAGCCAUACAACGAGGAGGAAGGACUACAAGAGCACGCAUUGAACAUAAGGACUACAGCACUGCCAACAUGGACAAUGGAGAGGAGGAGGAGGCUGGAGCUUCAGGAGCUGGUACAGGUACCGAGGGUGAAGAGCCAACAUUACAACAUCUCACUAGUAUUCUCCAGGCCUUCAUGGGACAACAGGAAGCCAGAGAAAUGAGACUCCAGGAGGAAGCAAAGCAGCAGGAACACAGGCUAAAAGGCCUGCAGCAUCAGUUCCAACUUUUGCAGAUGGAGGUGCAGGCCCGGACGUCACCUGUUCCUGAUUACACCUCAUCAGCCCCUGAUCCAACAGAGGAGUCUGGUUCAGAUGAUCGGCUGCCAGAGGCCGUACAUCAGACAGCAGGGGCACAGCAAGUAACCACUCACCCUCGCUUCUCUAUGGAUCCCAGGUUAGAAAAGCUAACAGAAAACGAUGACAUUGAACAUUUCCUAAUAACUUUUGAACGCAUAGCAACAGCGUGCAAGUGGGUGGAGUCAGACUGGGUUUUCCGCCUCAUCCCACUGCUCACUGGUAAGGCCAGAAGUGCCUAUGUUAACAUGGAUGUCGAUGAUUCUUUGAACUAUGAAAAAGUUAAAACUGCAAUCUUGCAUAAAUAUGACAUCAGCCCUGAGUCUUACCGACAGAGAUUUCGUUCCUUGGAAGUGGGCCCCGACGAAAGUCCCAAGGAGCUUUAUGCCCGUCUCAAAGAACUCUAUGAUAAGUGGAUUCAACCCAGAGGUCUGGAUAAAAGAACAUGGGCCUAAAUCAGCAGCUGAAGCCGCAACACUGGCAGAGGUGUUUGUGGCUGCUCGCAA